Erinaceus europaeus (western European hedgehog) is the source of this 4690-nucleotide messenger RNA. RefSeq names its product MCF.2 cell line derived transforming sequence (gene MCF2). Gene Ontology annotation, cellular component: cytoplasm. The transcript has 30 exons. The record is from RefSeq and is a predicted model, not a curated record. Lineage: Eukaryota; Metazoa; Chordata; Mammalia; Eulipotyphla; Erinaceidae. The coding region runs from base 65 to 3217 and encodes 1050 amino acids. Gene Ontology annotation, biological process: dendrite development; intracellular signal transduction. Gene Ontology annotation, molecular function: guanyl-nucleotide exchange factor activity.
GAGACAGAGCAGAGACAUACCAAAGGAAUGCUCUACCAUCCAUGGAACUCCCCAUGUGCUGCCCAUGGUGCUCCUGUGUGGUGCUGGGGCUCAAGCCAAGGAUGGUGACAGAAAGGCAGUGAGGCCCAAGAAGCAUCCUUUAAUGAUGUGGCGGUUAGGCUCAAACCUGAGCCGUGCUCAUGGCAACGCAACAGACUAUCCAGAAGUCGAUUUGCUCCUCCGUAUAAAGGACAUCAGCCGUUUCUUAAUGCAAGAUGUUGCCUUCCUGUCUGGUGGCCAAGGAAGGGAUAAUACUUGGAUCAUUACAUUUCCAGAAAAUUGUCAUUUUAGAUGUAUACCAGAAGACGUUCUGGCGAAAGUGCUGAUUUACUUGACAUCUAUUGUGUGGCAAGAUGGAGUUGUUCCCCGGUUUACCAUCAUUCUGGAUCGAAGAUUGGAUACUUGGUCCUCUCUUAAAAUCUCUCUCCAGAAAAUCUCAGUUUCCUUCCCUGGGAACUUACAUUUGGUUUUGGUUCUUCGUCCUACAAGUUUUCUUCAGCGAACUUUCACUGACAUUGGAUUUCGAUUUAGUCAGGAGGAUUUCAUGCUGAAAUUGCCGGUGGUUAUGCUGAGCUCAGUUAGUGAUUUGCUGACAUACAUUGAUGACAAGCAGUUAACCCCUGAGUUAGGCGGCACCUUGCAGUACUGCCACAGUGAAUGGAUCAUCUUCAGAAAUGCUAUAGAGAAUUUUGCCCUGACAGUAAAAGAAAUGGCUCAGAUGUUACAGUCCUUUGGAACGGAACUGGCCGAGACAGAACUACCAGAUGAUAUUCCUUCAAUAGAAGAAGUCAUUGCACACCGUGCUGAAAGGUAUCACCUGCUAAAGAGUGACAUCACAGCCGUGACCAAGGAAGGGAAAAUCCUGCUGACGAAUCUGGAAGUGCCUGCUGCUCAGGAUGCUGUCAGUAUGCGGCUCAACCAUCAACAGCAGAUAAAUGGAGACUGGCAAACGAUUAAUAAAUUGCUGGCUCAAGUCCAUGAUAUGGAAAUUGCUUUUGAUGGCUUUUGGGAAAAGCAUCAACUGAAAAUGGAACAGUAUGUUCAGCUAUGGAAGUUUGAGCAGGAUUUUCAAGAGCUCAUGGCUGACGUUGAACUUCUGUUAAACCAGCAAGCAGAGCUGGCAGAUAUAACAGGGAAUCUGUCGCAAGUGAAACACAAGUUGAAGAAGUUGGAUAAAUUAGAUGAGAAUUCUCAGGAUGUGCUCAAAAGGGCCCAGUUUCUAAUACUCCACGGACACAAACUGGCUGCAAAUCACCACUAUGCGCUGGACUUGAUCUGCCAGAGGUGCAAUGAGCUCCGCUACCUUUCUGAUGUCCUGCCUAACGAGAUCAAAGCCAAGAGGGUGCAGCUCAGCAGGACUGUCAAGAUGCACAAGCUUCUCCAGCAGGCCCGUCAAUGCUGUGAUGAAGGAGAGUAUCUUCUAGCUAAUCAGGACAGAGAUAAGUUCCAGACUAAAGAAGAUGCGGAGAAAGCCCUCCAAGACAUUGAAAACUUUCUUGAAAUGGCUCUGCCUUUUAUAAAUUAUGAUCCAGAAAACCUAGAGUAUGAGUUUGAUGUGAUUUUAUCUCCUGAGCUCAAGGCUCAAAUGCAGACUGUACAACUCAAGCUGGAAAACAUCCGAAGCAUAUUUGCGGACCAGCAAGCUGGUUUCAGGAACCUCACUGAUAAGCACCUGAACCCCAUCCCAUUUGUGGUGGCUUCCGACAAUUUCAGCAGAUCUCGGGUGCCCUUUUUUUCACCUAAGCACGUGGGAGUUGGAUACUCUUUCUUUCAAGCAUGUAAACAUUUUAUAAAAGGCAAGAAGACUUGGAGACAGAACCAGAGCAACCUAAAGAUUGAAGUUGUGCAUGACUGUCAGGAGAAGAGACCUAUGGGCCAACCUUCCAAUUUGGACAAUGACAACAGCCUGAAUGUUUUAAAGAACCACGUCCUGAAUGAGCUGGUACAGACAGAGAGGGUGUAUGUCCACGAACUCUUUACUGUUCUGCUGGGCUACAUGGCUGAAAUGGAUAACCCAGAGAUGUUUGAACUUAUGCCACCUCUCCUGAGAAAUAAAAAGGAUGUUCUCUUUGGAAAUAUGGCAGAAAUAUAUGAAUUCCAUAACAACAUUUUCCUGGACAGUCUGGAAAAUUGUCUUCAUGCUCCGGAAAGAGUGGGACCUUGCUUUCUGGAAAGGAAAGAUGAUUUCCAGAUGUAUGCACUAUAUUGUCAGAAUAAACCCAGAUCGGAGUUGAUUUGGAAGAAGUAUUCAGAAUGUGCCUUUUUCCAGGAAUGUCAGCGCAAAUUAAAGCAUAGACUUGGUCUGGAUUCGUACUUGCUCAAGCCAGUACAACGAAUCACCAAAUACCAGUUGCUGCUGAAGGAGCUAUUAAAAUAUAGCCAAGGCUGUGAAGGAUAUGACCAAUUAAAGGAGGCACUUGACACAAUGUUGGAUAUACUCAAGUCAGUUAAUGAUUCUAUGCAUCAGAUUGCAAUAAAUGGCUAUAUUGGCAACUUAAACGAGCUGGGCAGGAUGAUUACGCAGAGUGCGUUCAGCGUUUGGAUCGGACACAAGAAAGGCGCUACAAAAAUGAAGGAUUUUGCGAGAUUCAAGCCGAUGCAGCGGCACCUCUUCUUGUAUGAGAAAGCCAUUGUUUUCUGUAAAAGGCGCGCGGAAAGCGGAGAAGAGAGAUACCCUUCCUACAGCUUCAAGCACUGUUUGAAAAUGGAUGAAGUUGGAAUCACUGAAUAUGUAAAGGGAGAUUCCCGCAAAUUUGAAAUCUGGUGUAGUGGAAAGGAAGAAGUUUAUAUCGUCCAGGCGCCAAAUAUAGAUGUGAAGCUGAUCUGGUUAAAGGAAAUGAGAAGCAUUUUGUUGAAGCAACGGGAGCUAAUGACAGCCAGAAACCGAGUGCUGUGUAAUCAAUUAAUGGAACAGGAUCGGUUUUCUUCUCAGCAAAAUGAUGACAAGCAGCAGGGAGCUUUUUUACGCUCUGAAGAAGCAGAAUCAGCACCCAGCAGCAGGGUUGUGGAGGUCGGAGAUGCUAUCUCAUCACUUCAGGCCGAAGCCAGCGCAGUUUGGACUGAAAUGCUGCCACAUUCCGAACUCACGGCCGAGCCCGACGAAUGGUCAAGAAACUAUUUCUACUCACCUUAUGAUGACAAUGAAGAAGGAAAGCCCUCAUCAAUGAGGGUGCUCUGAAUAACACAAGGAAGUGAAUCCCCCAGAAUGAAAGGAGAAUGAAGAGACUUCAGAAUGCAGAUUUCAGUUGGAAGCAAAAAUUCAAUUUCUUUAGAGUAUCACAACUCAACAGCACCAGUCAGGAUGAGGCGAGGCUGCACUGGCGUGUAUAGAUUUCCUUCAGGACCUGGGUGGACUUCGUCCUGCACAGUUCCUCUCAUUCUUGCCAGAGCUUUCUCUACACCUUCCACUCUCCCUAGGAGAAAAGUGGAGUGUUAUUUUGUUUCCCAGGACAGUUGUUUGUGGCAUGCAUUCAGAUUCCAAUUCAAACCUGGAAAUCAAUUAUUCGGGACAUUUGCAGGUAAGGAAUUUUACCUGUAAUGUUUUAGGUUACUUUGCAGUAUCUAACAGCAGUAACAACAGUAACAACAACAACAACAACAACAAAUCCAAAGAGAUGAGAGAUAAUCAGAGAUUUUUCACCCCUUUUCUUAAUUGAUAACUUAUUUUGUUUUGAUAGAUAUAUUUUUUCUAAGGCUGUGCCGGGGAGUGAACCCAGGGCCUCAUGCAUGCAUAGAAUGCCCUCUACUGCUGAGCCACCUCUCCAGCCUGAUAGUUUAUUUUUAUUAUUUACUUCUGUUAUCUAUGUGAUGACAGUGUACCAAAGGGAAAGGUUUUGAAGGCCGUCUUUUGCACUUUGAGUGGUAUUUAAGUUUGUCAGAGCUGAUUUAUGGUUCCAGAAGGAUCCAGAGUAAGAAAUUAUUUAGUUAGGAUGUGAUGAAGUUUACAUUUUAUGUAUUGUCAGAGCUGUAAAUUCAGUAUCCCUGUUUGCACAAAAGAUGCCCCUAUAACAACGCUCCCCUGCCCAGAGUCUUUACUUGCUUUUGAAUUUUCUAGAAAAAAAAAGAUCCAGUCCAGAUUUUCCUAUGUUAUAUUGUGCCACUUCCUAGCAUUUUCCUUUGCUAAUACAUUUACAGAUGCCUUUCUUUUAAAUAUGUAGACAGUGUGAUCAUUUGGUUUAAAGCCCAGGGCCAGUUGUUGCAUGCAUUGUUGAAUUUAUGCUUCCAGCAUUUUCCAUUAUGCACCAUUGAAGACAACGGUUUGAAAUUGCUGCCUUUCAACUCAUGGAUUAUGAGUUUUAUUCUUCAGCUAGCAUAGUAGAUGCAUGGGUUUUAUCAGUUAUUUUUUUAAUAUAAACGCAAUGACUCUCUAAGACAUAAAUAGAUGCUUUAAAAAUAGGUUUAUGUAUCAUAUCAAGAUAAUAGUUCAUGUCAGUGGUAUCAUUUGAUGUAAUUUGUAUGACAAAACAGGCCAUUGUUUACUACUCAAAGGUACCUGCAAUUUACUGUAUGAAUCUUCUAAUGUCCAACUGCUGGAAUUUAUGGCAGUUGAUUCGCAACUCACUUAUUAAAAGGCCUGAAGAUUUGAUAUUUCACGUAAUCAAUGCUUCUACAACACUAAAAACAACAGCAGCAAAGUAAAAUUAAAAUACAA